AUGGGCAGCGACAUCAAAGAUACAGUUUGGCCGGACCGCCCCGUCCCAGACAGCGUCAAGAAACGGACUGAUCGGUUCUUUAGUUCGCUGGACACCCAGGAUUCCAACGUGGGGGAUAUCCUUGCUGACGAGAUCUUCGCAUCCGACGGCCGUGCGCAAUUCGGCGGUGAUGUAUUCAUGGGGGUUGAAGGCACGCACGAGUCUACCAAUUUAGAGCCCUGCCACGUGACUGGCGUAUUGAUGUACAUCGAUGGCGGUGCAUACCACGAAACAAUAAUCACCAUAGCCUCUACUAUCUUCUUAGCCAACUCUAACUCUCGCAAUAAAGAAAUAUACAAAGGCAGAGACAACGCCUGGGCCACGUUCAAUGGACGAAGACACGUCGUCUUGAGAGUGUACUCAUCCAACGAUGUCGCCAACGACGUGCCCUUCAUUGCUUUGGUCGCAAUGGAUUUCAAAAACGGUGAAUAA
This is a messenger RNA of Bipolaris oryzae ATCC 44560, 471 nucleotides long. RefSeq lists its product as uncharacterized. Bases 1 to 471 code for a protein of 156 amino acids. The record is from RefSeq and is a predicted model, not a curated record. NCBI's taxonomy places the organism in Eukaryota, Fungi, Ascomycota, Dothideomycetes, Pleosporales, Pleosporaceae. The transcript has a single exon.